AUGGCGGUCACAGAUGAUAUCGCCUCCGAAAAGCCUAUUGCAGCUUUGACUGUCGCAGGAAACCCUGAAAAGGAAGUUCGCCCGACUCCCUCUAUCGACCAAGACCCUGAGCUAGCCACUCCGGAAAUCAGAAAAUAUCCUGAAACAGAUCUCGACAAGGGUAUUGUUGGAUGGGAUGGACAAGAUGAUCCCGAAAACCCCCAAAACUUCCCUGCUGGUCGGAAAUGGGGUCUUUUGGCCCUGAUGAGUGCAAUUACAUUUGUUUCGCCUCUUGCAUCAAGCAUGUUCUCGCCAGCCGUGAGCUAUGUCGGGACUGAUUUUGGUGUCACCAAUGAAACGAUACUUUCCCUGAGUGUCAGCAUUUUUCUGCUUGGAUAUACUUGUGGCCCCCUCAUCAUAGCCCCCAUGAGCGAGAUCUAUGGUCGCAGAAUUGUGCUCAGCUGUGCCAACUGGUUCUUCGUCGCCUGGCAGAUUGGCUGCGCCCUAGCCCCAAAUAUCCAGAGUCUGAUUGUUUUCCGUCUCUUCGCCGGUAUGGGCGGUGUUGGCUGCUUAACCCUCGGCGCAGGAGUCAUCGCCGACCUUUUCCCCAUUGAACAACGCGGUCUUGCGACAUCCAUUUGGAGCUGCGGUCCCCUGAUUGGCCCUGUAGUGGGACCAAUCGCCGGUGGAUUUAUCGGAGAGACAAUCGGCUGGCGUUGGGUGUUCUGGAUUCUUUUGAUAUUAGGCGGCGUUGUGUCGUUGGGUAUUGAAUUCUUGAACCAAGAAACCUAUGCCGCUGUGUUGAUUCGGCGCAAGACCGAGCGACUCUCCAAAGAGUUGAAUCGUAGCGACCUGCGCAGUGCCUAUGCACGAAAAGGUGAAAACCCAUCAGUGCGUGCGGAGAUGAAAAUCGGUCUGAAGCGUCCAGUUCUCCUCUUCUGCAAAUCGCCCAUCGUCCAGCUCCUCUCCUUGUACAUGUCUAUCGUAUAUGGUCUUCUGUAUCUGUUCUUUACGACCAUUUCGACUGUUUUCGAGAGUCAGUAUGGCUUCACAACGGGUCUAUCGGGACUUGCUUAUCAAGGCAUUGGCAUAGGGUUCGGGAUCGGACUAGUUGCCAAUGCAUUAACCAACGACAAGAUUGUCAUGAAGCUGACUCGACGCAACGGGGGCAAAUUCGAACCGGAAAUGCGACUUCCCGCUAUGAUCUUCUAUUCCUGCAUCCUCCCGAUUAGCUUCUUCUGGUACGGUUGGACAGUCGACCAAGACGUCUUCUGGAUCGCUCCAAUUAUCGGUAUGGUACCUUUUGGAAUCGGCAUGAUGGGCGUCUACCUACCAAUCCAGACAUACGUCAUUGACUGUUAUCCUGCGUACGCGGCGUCGGCUAAUGCGACACUCACCGCGACGCGAUCGUUGGUCGGUGCGCUGCUUCCUUUGGCGGGACCCAAGUUAUUUGACAGUCUGGGUCUUGGAUGGGGUAAUUCGCUACUGGGAUUUAUUGCGUUGGCAUUUAUACCCGUGCCAAUCGUCUUUUCUCGCUAUGGACAGCGUAUUCGAGAAAAGUUCCCGGUGGAUCUUGAAGGAAAAUCCACGUAG
Penicillium atrosanguineum is the source of this 1572-nucleotide messenger RNA. RefSeq names its product MFS transporter. The coding region runs from base 1 to 1572 and encodes 523 amino acids. Gene Ontology annotation, cellular component: membrane. Gene Ontology annotation, molecular function: transmembrane transporter activity. The record is from RefSeq and is a predicted model, not a curated record. Gene Ontology annotation, biological process: transmembrane transport. The transcript has 2 exons. Lineage: Eukaryota; Fungi; Ascomycota; Eurotiomycetes; Eurotiales; Aspergillaceae.